AUGGCGGCAGUCAAUCGGAACAUGUUCGACGCUAGUAUCACGACGGAGCAGCCGCAUGGUGCGUCAUUGCUGGUUCUGCCGCUGAAUCUGAUAGCUCUGAUUAUCUCCCAUCUCGAUGACACCGGCGACAUCGCCCGCCUGUGCCGAACAUGUCGCGUCCUCAACUACAUGACUCUCCCCCAGCUCUACAAGAACAUCACUCUCACCUCGUACGACAAGAUCCGUUAUCGCGGCGAUGAACCAGAAGGCAUCGGAAGCGCCAGCCCCUUCUCCAUGGGCCUCAACGCGGUUAUCACGCGACCGUACGCCUCGCUGGUACGCUCGCUGACGCUGCGCGGCGACUGGCGGGAGAACGAGCUGGAGGAGCACGCGCGCGUCGGCCGCGUUCCCGACUCGUCGAUGAUGCUGAACAUCGCCGUGCGGGCGGCCAUCGAGCGCAUGACGGAGCUGGAGACCUUCCGCUGGGAGCUCAGCACCAAAAUGCUCGAGACCGUGUACCUGGGGCUGGCGCAGCUGCCCAAGCUCACCUCGCUGACCGUGCGGUUUCCCUCGAGUCGGCACCCGCGGCCGACCCUCGUCAUACCGCCCAUGCCGCAUCUACGGUCGCUGAAGAUCACGCAUAUCGAUCCGCUGUGCUAUCCUGAUGAUAUCUCGACGCUGCUGUGGAAGGGCAAGAGGCUGCGCGAGCUGAAGAUGCACUGGUCGCCGCGCAUGCGCAUCGAGCAGGAGCCCAGUGUCAUGCUGCAUGACUAUUUCCGCAAGUGUAUUGCUGCCAGGCAGCCGUUGAGGUUGAAGAAAUUGGCGCUGCAGAAUCUGUAUGCUCGUCAUAGUGAGGAUUUCAAUGCUGCGAUCGACCCGAGUACGCUUGAGGAGAUCACGUUUCUGAGCGAGAGUGCGGAUAAUGCGAAAUCUCUCAACACCUUCUUCGAUAGCAGCUGGCCGACGGGUCCCCCAACGCACGAUGUCAAUGUCAAGUCCGUUCGGCAGGACUCCACCACCAAGAGACAUGCCGAGUUCUUGGGACACUUUACUGGACUCGAGAAACUGUACUUUGUCAGUGCAUCCCGAGAUGCAACUGAUUAUAUCAACUCCCCUCGGCGACUAUUGCCAUCUUCUGCGCUCACGCCGCCAUCUUUAGACCACUCGCGUUCUACCUUGAGUGCCUCCACCGAUAAUACCCCAGCUGCUUCACCCAGCUCGAAUUCGAGCCUACAGGCCAGCAUCCGUGAUAACUACCUAAAUACUAUUAUGUUGAACCAUUCCGCAACUCUACGCCAUCUCCUACUCCCUUCGCAUUGGCCACUUUCCGCGUCCACGAUUGCUCGUCUGGUGCACGCCAGCCCGCAACUGGAGCAGCUUGCUUUCGCAACCGAUGUCUCCAGCAUGGACACGUUAAGUCUUGUCCUCCCCUUUCUCCGCAAUCUAGUUGCAUUACGCCUUCUCGUCCCUGCUGGCACAGGACCGACGCCGCCAGCGUCAAAUGAUGCUCCACGCACCGCCAAACCUGUUCCAGGGCACUCUCAGAAGCCUUUCUCAGUCACAUCGCACAUAUUCAACUCAGCGCGGACGCUUGCCGAUAUCGUCGAGAUUGACGACCAGAUCCUUGUAGACAAAUUGAGCGAGUCCCUAGCUGAUCAGCAGGUUUUCCGUCAGUUGAAGAUUCUAGGCAUGGGCCGCAAGGCCUGGCAAUUGGGCGAUUAUUAUACUAUUCCCGCGGACAGUGUAGCCCCCAAUCCAGAGCCUCAGCCCGCAACGCCCACUGUGGCCUCAACGGCCAGCCCGACUGUCAAUGGACAGUACGACAGCAACUCCGCAACGAACGGCCAGAAUUCUACCUCUCAACCCCAAGCGAACCCGCUCACACCCAGUGAUCCUCCGUCAUCCAGCACGAGGUCCCCCCGAAAGGCCAGCCAGCCUCCAUCCCUACUUGGCAAACGCCCGCGCCAGAACGAGUCUCCGCCUGUGCAUCCUGAAAAGAAAUGGGAACCUUGUCUGAAUGAUUUUGGUCCAUGCAUCCCCACUCAGGCUGUCAAGGAUGGUCGUCUCUGGAGACGACGCGUCCGGCGUGUGGGGUGGGAGGUGUUGCAGCAUUGGGAGAUCUGGGCUCUAGAUUCCCAAGAUAUUUGA
Aspergillus clavatus NRRL 1 is the source of this 2127-nucleotide messenger RNA. RefSeq lists its product as uncharacterized. The transcript is spliced from 2 exons. Gene Ontology annotation, molecular function: protein binding. The coding region runs from base 1 to 2127 and encodes 708 amino acids. NCBI's taxonomy places the organism in Eukaryota, Fungi, Ascomycota, Eurotiomycetes, Eurotiales, Aspergillaceae. The record is from RefSeq and is a predicted model, not a curated record.